AUGGCCGGGCCGAGCAAUGGCGCGCCGCCCGAGCGCCAGACGAGCCGUGAUUCGACCGCCAAACGACCCGGCGACGACAACGUGCUCGUCCAGCAGUCCACCGCCGACACCACCGAUGGUUUGCUUGACGACAACAACAUCGAACACCAUGCGUCCCCCUCUCCACCGCAAUACCGCGUCUACAAGCGUCGGUUCUUCGGCUUGGCACAGCUGGUCCUGCUCAACAUUGUCAUCUCCUGGGACUGGCUCACCUACGCCUCCGUCUCGGACACGGCCGCGCAGUUCUUCGACACCUCCGAGAGCGUCAUCAACUGGCUGAGCACCGCCUUCCUCCUGGCCUUCGCUGUGGCUGCUCCUGCCACCAUCUGGAUCUUGAAUCGCUACGGGCCCAAGGCAUCCAUCCUCGCCGCCAGCGCCCUCACCCUCAUCGGCAACUGGGUGCGGUAUGCCGGCACUCGGGCCGGGAGUGGCUACUUUGGCGUGGUCAUGUUCGGGCAAAUCCUCAUCGGGCUCGCCCAGCCGUUCGUCCUGGCGGCACCGACUCGGUACAGCCAGCUCUGGUUCAGUGACCAAGGCCGCAUCACCGCCACCGCAAUCGCCUCUUUGGCAAACCCCCUGGGAGGUGCCUUAGGCCAACUCAUCUCGCCCAUCUGGUCCGACGACAUCUCGGGCUUCCCCAACAUGGUCCUCUACGUCGGCAUCAUCUCCAGCGUCGCCACCAUUCCAGCCCCCUUCAUCCCUGCCAAGCCGCCCUCUCCACCCUCUGCCACUGCUGCUCUGGAGAAGCUGGAUCUAGUGCAAGCCUUGCGCGAACUCCCUCACAAUGCCUCGUUCUUCCUCAUCGCCAUCCCGUUCGCUGUGUAUGUCGGCUUCUUCAACGCCACUUCGUCUUUGAUAAACCAAAUCUUCGAACCAUACGGCUUCUCUGAGACAGACGCUGGCAUUGCAGGCGGGUUGCUGAUCCUGGUUGGACUGGUCGCAUCGGCUAUCGUGUCACCCAUCAUCGACCGCACCAAGAAAUACCUCAUCACAAUCAAAGUCAUCAUACCGAUUCUCGCAAUCUUAUACAUCAUCCUCAUCUGGAUGCCAGGCACGAGAAGCCUUGCUGGACCCUACAUCGUAUGCGCUUUGCUCGGGGCUACAUCUUUCUCUCUUCUACCGGUGGCAUUGGAGGUACUCUCCAUCCUCACUCUACCAGUCUCCCCUGAGGUGAGCAGCGUCAUCGGCUGGACCGGCGGACAAGUCCUGGGAGCCAUCUUCAUCGUCAUCAUGGAUGCGCUGCAAGGCGGUUGGAGCAGUCAGCCACCUGACUCAUUGAAGCGAGCACUUGUCUUUCAAGCAGUUGUAGCUUGUGCGGUUGUACCUUUGCCGAUGUUCUUGGGGACGUGGAAGUUUCGCAAGAUCGUGUGGAAUCCCGCUGGCUACAUGGAAACGCAUACUACUACGUAA
Molecule: messenger RNA, 1449 nt
Organism: Zasmidium cellare ATCC 36951
Lineage: Eukaryota; Fungi; Ascomycota; Dothideomycetes; Mycosphaerellales; Mycosphaerellaceae
Exons: 1
Coding region: 1-1449 (482 amino acids)
Biological process (GO): transmembrane transport
Cellular component (GO): membrane
Molecular function (GO): transmembrane transporter activity
Source: RefSeq, a predicted model, not a curated record